AUGCCAUGCCCGACCUUGGUUCCUCGUCUCGUUCGUGAGAAUGCUCGGCAGGUUAUUGGCGCAGAGGAGUCCCCGUAUCUGUCUGUAUCUGUAUCCUGGUUUGGUAACGGAUACUUGCCGAAGCCAGCUCGGAGUGCUGGAGCCUGCGUGUACCUGCGAAUAGAUGAACAAGAAGCUGGCAGAAACCAGUCAAGCGUGGGCUGUGAGGUCCAGUCGAUCCAGUCAUUCCCGUUUUGCCCUUGCACGCCACCUCAGAUCCAGGGGGAAUUGGGAAUGGACCAUGUUGCCCUUCCCAGCUAG
Molecule: messenger RNA, 300 nt
Organism: Colletotrichum abscissum
Lineage: Eukaryota; Fungi; Ascomycota; Sordariomycetes; Glomerellales; Glomerellaceae
Exons: 1
Coding region: 1-300 (99 amino acids)
Source: RefSeq, a predicted model, not a curated record